CGCAACAGCAGCUGGCUGGCUGUUGUCUGGCACUAAGCACCGUUCGUUUCGUUUUUCGUGCUGCACCACUCGAGCAGCAGUUUGUUUUCGUUUGGGCCGGCCGCCGCAGUGGUCGGAGGGAGGCAGGAGCGCGCCCCCCGCAGGCCCCGAGACCCCAGGCCGCCCCCUGAGCCGCCGAUUCGCUCGGUCUCGGCCCGAUUUUGCCGCCUUUCCAUGAGUGUCGACGCGGAGCGAAUCUCCAUUGCUGUUUGUCGGACGCAAGGUCGCUGCUGACUCGACUGCUCUCGCCACUAACAUGAAGAAGCAAUUCUUCCGCGUCAAGCAGCUCGCCGACCAGACCUUCUCCAGGGCGGGCAAGACGGAACUGCUGUCGGACGAUCUGCAGGAGAUCGACAAGCACGUCGAGUUCCUGAAGAACGCGUGCAUCAACUACAGCAAGAAGCUGAGCGCCUACCUGCUCGGCCAGGGCGCCGACGACGCCUCCAAGGAAAAGAGACUGAAAAAAUGCCCCGAGUACCAGCUGGGCCAGGCGAUGAAGGAGAGCGCCGCCUGCGACGACGCCUUCAUGCUCAAAAACAUUUUGGAAAAGUGCGGCGCGAUCGAGGUGACGCUGGCGCACACGUACGUCGAAAUGGACCUGCAGGUGGAGCAGAGCGUGGUCAACCCUCUGCAGGGCGUGAUCGACAACGACAUUCCCAGCAUCGUCAAGCACAAACGCAACCUGGCCAAGCUGGUGCUCGACAUGGACGCCGCCAGAACCAGGUACCAGACGGCCGUGAAGCACAGCAACAACAUGCCCGGCGCCAAAAUCGAGUCGAUGCGCGAGGAAAUGGAGGAGGCGCAGUCCAAAGUCGACCAGUGCCGGGACCUGCUGGCGACUGAGAUGUACCAGUUGAUCUCGAAAGAGGCGGAAAUCACGAAAUACAUCGCCGAGCACAUCAACAUCCAGAAGGCCUACCACGAGCGGGCGCUGCGCUACCUGGAGGAGGCCACCUCCGUGCUCGAGGGAGACCUGGGCGACAACGUGAUGCGGCCCGUGUUCGGCGAGGCGCUCGAGGAGCAUUUGCGCGUCAACAAACGCAAAAUCGCGUGGCCCAUCGAGCUCUGCGUCUGCUCCCUGCUCAUCCUCGGCAUGGAGGAGGAGGGACUCUUCAGGGUCGCUGGAGGCGCGUCGAAGGUGCGUCGGAUGCGGAUGAGCCUGGACGCGAACCUGCUUUCUCUGGAGGGUAGUCUGAGCUACAACGACCCUGCGGUGGUGGCUGGCGCACUCAAGUCGUACCUCCGGGAGCUGCCAGAGCCGCUGAUGACCUUCAAGCUGUACACCAACUGGCUCAACGCAUCCAAGGUGCCGGUGGCGGAGGAACGCGUGCGGGCCCUCAAGGAGGUGGUGGAGCUGCUUCCCGAGGCCAACAGGGACAACCUCACCUACCUGAUCAAGUUCCUGGCAACGCUGUGCAAGAACCAGGAGGUCAACAAGAUGAAUCCGCAGAACGUGGCCAUCGUGCUGGCGCCGAACCUCAUCUGGAGCCAGCAGGACGCCGGCAACGGGCUGAACAUGAGCACGGCCAACGUGCACAGCUUCAUCGUGGACCAGCUAGUCAGUCACGCCGAAGACUUAUUCCCUGGAGAAAUGGAUUUCUUCGUGACGAUCGCUAAGCCGGAGCCGCUUGAUAUGAGCGUGGCGCCAGGCGGCGGCCGGCAGACCAACGGCAGCGGCUCCAAGUCGUCGUCCUCGGACCAGGGCCACUCGCGCAACAGCAGCGCCGACACGCUGCUCAUCACGAGCACGCCAGACCCGGCCGCCGUGGCGGCCGCCGCCAUCAAACGCGCCCACUCCAACAGCAGCCUCACCGACCACAGCAGGUCCCGCUUCAAAAAUCUCGACGCCACCUCACCUCCGCCGGCGAGUCCGAAGCCGCUGCUGCGUCGGAAGAACAAGCAGGCGCCGGUGCCGCCGACGCCGACACCGGGGGCGGCGACGCAGGCGGCCAAGGCAGAGAAGGCAGAGCGGCCGCCGCGGCCCGCGCAGGCGCCCACGCCCAAGGAGAAGCCCAAGGAGAAGGCCAAGAGCGUGGAGGAGCGGCCGCCGCUCAAGGAAAUCUGCCCGCCCAAGCCGACGCAGCGCCACAGCGCCGAGCUCGGCGCCGACAACAACGAGAAGCCCGCCGUCGCCCAAAAGCCCCGCUUCCCCAUCGCCGCGCCCAGGACCAUCCUCAACGACGAUGAAAAGGUGCGGCCGGUGAUUGCUGAGAGACCUGCGAUUCCUGAGCGGCCGGCGUCGCUGCGGGAGUCGUUCCGCGCCAAGAGCUCGGAGCCGGUGGACGACGCGCCUUCUCCGAUCUCGCAAGGCGCCGCCCGCUUCUCGCCACCCGCGACUGAUCCUCCCUGCCUUGCAGAGGGAAAGGGCGCGGACUUGGAGGCGCGCAGGCAUAGCGACAACCACCUGUCCGCCUCCGAGUCGACCGACGACGAGAUCCUCGAGCCCGAAAGAGGCAAGGGCGGGUCGUUCCGCGUAAGCAAAAUCGCCCGUCCGACGCCGCCACCGCCGCCGCCGCCGAGCAAGACGGCGGCCGACAGCACCGACUUGUAGCGAAAAGUGCCUCUCAGCGCCGGAACAAAAACGACUUGUGAUCAACUCUUGCUUUCAGUGAUGGAGUCAGUCGUCACGGUUUCAGUUUUCCUUCCAACGAUCGGUACAACAAUAAUUUUUGAAUCGGAUUUUUUGUGCCUUACGAGAGAGUGAGAGAGAAAGAGAGAGGAGCUUUCCUUGGUUCUUGCACAAAACCCUCCUGACACACACGCGAAACAAAGAAACGAGAGCAGAAUCUUGUGUGAUAAUUCCUAAGUUGCGCUUGGCAAAGUUUAACGCUGUUGUAAGAGUGCAGAAAUUUAUAAAUAAAUAAGUAUAUUCAUAUUUAGAUUGUAAUAGAAGCUAGUGCCUAAUCAAAAAGACAAGAAAUUUGCUGGCAAACGAAAAGAAACUGCCUUGGAAGAAGCGUAUUCGUAUUUUUAGUCUUGUUGAGUCGCUUAACAUAUCCUAAUAAUUUAUGUUUCUCCUCCGCGCGUCCGACUGCCUCAAAUCCACAGCAUUUUAACCUUUGUAAAAUAAUUAAUUCCUCGACUUGCACCAGACGAAAUAAAAUAAAACACGCCGCGUUUAUUAUCACGA
Messenger RNA from Cloeon dipterum, 3169 nucleotides. Its product is annotated as rho GTPase-activating protein 44-like. The record is from RefSeq and is a predicted model, not a curated record. Lineage: Eukaryota; Metazoa; Arthropoda; Insecta; Ephemeroptera; Baetidae. Gene Ontology annotation, biological process: signal transduction; regulation of Rac protein signal transduction; positive regulation of GTPase activity. Gene Ontology annotation, molecular function: protein binding; GTPase activator activity. Bases 296 to 2590 code for a protein of 764 amino acids. The transcript is spliced from 14 exons. Gene Ontology annotation, cellular component: cytoplasm; intracellular anatomical structure.